Molecule: messenger RNA, 1541 nt
Organism: Seriola aureovittata
Lineage: Eukaryota; Metazoa; Chordata; Actinopteri; Carangiformes; Carangidae
Gene: gatd3l
Product: glutamine amidotransferase class 1 domain containing 3, like
Exons: 7
Coding region: 89-898 (269 amino acids)
Cellular component (GO): mitochondrion
Source: RefSeq, a predicted model, not a curated record
UACUACAACCAUCUAAAGUCUUUACGGGCUCGGUGGCAAACUGUUGAGUCAUAUUUUCCUCCUAACACAGUGAGACUUAAUCUAAACCAUGCUGGCAACCAGGACUUUGCUGUCCAAACAAACACUGGCUGUUCUCUCUCGCCAGCCUGCCUGCUUUGUUCACCACGGUGACUAUGGCAAUUGGGGAAAUACCAAUGUUGCAGUGGUUUUCUCAGGAUGUGGCUGGUGGGAUGGGACUGAUGUCCAUGAGGGAGUCUACACCAUGUACCACCUCAGCCGUAAUGGUGCUCGCUUCCAGAUGUUUUCUCCAAAUCAACAGCAGAUGCAUGUGAUGGACCACAUGAGAAAGCAACCUGGCUCUGGCGAGAACCGGAACAUGAUGACGGAGUCAGCUCGUUUCAGUCAUGGUCAGGGAAUGAUGCAAAUGCAGGACCUGGCCAAGCUGGAUGUCAACAGCUUUGAUGCUGUCAUCUUUCCUGGAGGCCACGGCAUCACCAAGAAUCUAUCCUCUUUUGUGAAGGAUGGCAAAGACUGCAAACUGCAUAAUGAUGUGGAAAGGGUGCUUAAAGACUUCCACCGUUCACGCAAGCCUAUUGGACUGGCCAGCAUGGCUCCUAUGCUGGCCUGCCGUGUGCUGCCCGGCAUCGAGGUGACCAUGGGCUAUGAGCGGGACGACAACACUCGCUGGGGGAACUGGCCUCAUACAACCAUAGUGCAGGCUAUAAAGAGCAUGGGCGCACGCCACAAUGUCCGCGAGCCAUAUGAAGCCUAUGUGGAUGAGAAGAACAAAGUGGUCAGCACCCCCACCUUCAUGUGGGAAACAGAGUAUCACUAUCACUAUAUUUUUGAUGGUAUUGGAAAUAUGGUCAAACAUGUCAUGCGUAUGUCAACCAAGUGAGCUGAGACAAUGAGCCAGAAAAAGCAAUAUAGGAAGUUGGUGUUGAUAAACAACAUACAUGUCUGUAUUGUGAUGAAUUCUUACCUGAAACAAUAUAAAUGCUUUAGUUAAAGAGCAGUUGGCUUGUUGUGUGUAAUUGAUGGUAUUGGGUUAUAUGGAUAAACACGCCACAUGUAUAGUAGGUGAGCCACAUGUAUGAGUCCAGGUAACAUCGACAGAGAGCAGAUCUGCACUUAUGGGUCAUUACUAUUACUAUUCACUUUGACCCAUGUUUGGAACUGGAGACAUAAUUUCUUAAUCAUGACAGGCAGGGAGGAGUUCAUUGUCCUCACAGUGACACAUCUGUGUAACAGUCAACGUGAUCAAAGCUGAAGGCUGACCUUGUAAAAGAUACGGUCAGUACUUUAAUGACAAUUGCUUCUAAUCUUUUGUCAGUUUUACGUAAUAUUACAGAUUCGGGAUCAAGACAAAAACACCAAAACAGUACAUUACAAAAUCUACAAACAUACGACAAACAAACCAAUUAUAUGUCUUUGGUCUCAUUUGGACUAAACCACUGAAUCCUAUGUUUGGAAUACACACAUACGGUACAAAACUAUCAGAUGUUGAAUCUCUCAUCCAAAUCCUUGAAAUAAAAAGUAAU